GUCAACAUGGGCGCACCAGUCCACGCGGCUAGGUCAGGCAUCUUGCUGGACCCUGCUCCUGUGGAGGCAGGGGGCCAGCGAGAAAUGGGGGCUCACGCAAGAGUUCGGCGUGUGCGAGCGCGUGCUGCGGACCGAGGCUCGCGGCAAGCGCGUCGGUGCCCAGUGUCUGCGCGACGAGCGCCACGAUGACAACGGCGCGAUGUUCGCGCGCGCCCGCCUCGUGGCCUUGCAGGUGGAAGGGGGGGCUAGGAGCGACUGCUUCGCCGGAACGCCCAGCCUGCCCUGCGCGAGGCUGGUCGUCAGCUUUGCGGCCACGCUGGCCGGGGGAGCUCGGAGGAGGCUGGUCGCGCUGUGCGACGUGUCAGUCGUUGCCCACCACGCGCUGCUCGAGGAGGACACGUGGGUGGACCCACCCGAGUCGGAGGGAGAGGAUCCUCAGUAUGCGCGGCAGCUGCAGAAGGCGAUCUAUGGCACGAGACGAGCAGCGCUGAAGUUCCAGUAUCAUGUCAUUGACGCGCUCGCGAGCUGUUGGAGGGGCCGAUCACGGUGGGCUGACGACGGGUUCCACUGGCUCUCCGACACGGUGCACAUCGAGAAGGUCAUCGCGUACAACAACAGGGCCGAGAGGGGCGCCCCCAGCCGACUCUUCAGCCCGGGGAGCACGCGCGUGGGCAGGAGUCGGAAGGAUGUGGCGGACCUCCUCGGCGACCAAGAGCGGAGCGAGCACCGGAGUCUCGCCCCGCUGGCGCACUGCGCGGCAGCUGCUCGCCCAGACAUCCAGUGCACGAUGGGGGUGCUGAUGAGGGCGCUGGAGGAGCCGGCGCGCAAGGAGCUGCAGUGGGGCUUCGUUCACCAGGAGACCCCGCGGGAGCUGCGCGUCGAGGUGGAAUCCGAUUGGGCGCAGCGCCCAAGGACCCGGAGGUCCACUGGAGGUGGGCUAGUGUUCUGGGGCAAGCACUUGUUGGACAGCUUUUGCGGGCAGCAUCAGAAUAUGGCCCGCUCGUCGGGCGAGGCUGAGCUGCGCGAGCUGGUGAACGGGGCUGCACGAGGGCUGUUCCUCAAGCGUGUGCCGUGGGAGACGGGGGUGCAGAACCUCGCGGUGAAGGCCGGGAGUGACUCGGCAGCGGCGUUGGCAUCACCCACCGCCAUGGCGCUGGCCGAGCAAUGGGCCCCGGUGGUCAGUGCUCUACCGCUGAGCGUGCCUUCGGCAAGGCACGGCGCGAGCGCGCUGGCGGCAGCGACGGCGCUGAUGCUCCUGUCCGAGACGGCCGAGGCGGCGGUCGUGAAGGAGGCUGUGGGAAGGGGGGUCGAUCCUGUCUUGAUGGCGUUCUUGCUCGUCGCCCUCUGCUGGCUCAUCAUGAAGCUUUGGGGCAAGAAGGUGAUUGAGAAGAAGGACCAGAGUUCCCAGACGGACAAGGUGGUCGACGACAGUACAGUGCCAGGUCCGAGCAGCAUCGGGUCGGCAACCAGCACCGCGAAGCGCAGGGAAGGCGUCUACGUGGCGCUGAGGUUCGGCGAGAAGUUCGGCUCCACUCGCGCAUGCGGCGUCUUGUCGACCGCGAGGGAGGUGGAGCAGCUCGAGUGCUGCAAG
Molecule: messenger RNA, 1591 nt
Organism: Prorocentrum cordatum
Lineage: Eukaryota; Dinophyceae; Prorocentrales; Prorocentraceae
Source: the annotation of a GenBank genome assembly